Opisthorchis viverrini is the source of this 1636-nucleotide messenger RNA. RefSeq lists its product as hypothetical. The record is from RefSeq and is a predicted model, not a curated record. The coding region runs from base 292 to 1248 and encodes 318 amino acids. Lineage: Eukaryota; Metazoa; Platyhelminthes; Trematoda; Opisthorchiida; Opisthorchiidae. The transcript has 4 exons.
CUGGCCGCUUGGUCGGUCCCAUAUGUGGCCUUUAACUAGGUGUAGUGUUCCAAUGUAGUGGAUCUAACCUCAUUCACUUCUCAGUAGAUUUCCAUGGAUUCUUAUAAUGAUGUAAUUGUUCGGCCGACCGAAAUAACCUUUUCACGCACAGCCGUGAAUCCAGUGGAAGUGCUUAUUCUUAAUCGGUCUCAGAAGCGUUUACGCUACAAAAGUUAGUACUUAUGAUCUCACCGCUGUUAUCUUGAACCCAAUAGUUCUUUGCACUGCCAGAGGUACGUACGCUCUAUCUAAAUGCAAGGGAACUCUUUGUCAGGAGGCGUUCGUGAAGAUGUAACUCUAUUUGUUUUUCGAGUAAUGUCUCCCCACAGUAAUAUUGAGCUUAUACGUGCCUCGCUACUUGAUCAGAACCGAAGGGACUUUUUCAAGAUCCAAUUUUUUGAUUGCCUGGAUGACUCAUUGCAGGGAGAGCGCUUUAUCAGUUCAGUCGUUUUACCAGAUCCGACGGCUUCUAGUUAUCGAUCACUGGACUCGGACUCUUGCAAUUCCUGGCCGAAUCGUAGCAUCGAUAAUCUGUCCGUAUCUUCGAAUCCUCCGCGCGCUCUUUCACUGGUACGACCGGUGGACAGCCUUUCGACAUGUUCGAGUCAGUCCACCCUAAAGGGGAAUCAGAAAUCACUACCAACUGCCCUUAUUCGUCGCGGAGAGCACAGAAGCCUCGUGAAGCCGCCUACUAAACCACGUCUUGUGGCGGAUAGGUCGGACGAUACUCCACGUGCUGCAUCCCAAAUAGCUUCGUCUUCUCCAGGCUCACUGAGAUUUCUUGCUCACAGUUUGCAGAAAGUCUUCUACUUCUUGGCCUUUCUCCUCUGUUUUGUUGGGAUAUGUUUGCCUGUGGUCACAGACGAACUCAGCGGCUGGUUGCACUUGCUUCCCAUUCGUUUUGGUUUAAAAACUUCGACUACAGUCUCCUCAACCAUCUCUCCAGAUGGUACUUGCGAUGUGCUGGUUGGUGAAGGGCAGAGUCAGGUGUCACCAUCUUGCUCACCUACUCAGCAAUACAAGUCAGACCGUCGGAUGCACAAUUUGGACGAAUUUGCUCGACAUAGUCAGCUGGCUAUUCUAUCUUUGAAGACUGCUGUUCAGAGCAUUUACAGUGCAUUGAGUUCGCUGAAUCCACUCACUAUGAUCGCAAAUUUUUCCUGGUUUUGUCUUGGUUUGUUGGUUAUGUACACUCUGAAGAGGCAAUGAAAUGGAGUCACUAUUUUCUUCAGACCUGCCGAUACUACCUUUCUUCUAUUCACUCACUCACUGCUGACCAAACCAUCAGGAUUUCAUUUUUCACCCCCUCCUCCAUAUCUCGCCCAUGACUACAUUGUGAUAUAUCCUCUGUCUGUUUAAACUUGAUAUUCCACUGUCUCCUUCCGUUUCGUUCCCUGAGAUUUCUGAGCUGAUGCAUUUCCUAACUUUGUUGGUCUCCAUUGUAUCUAUUGUCACACCUGUCUGUUGUAUUUUGAUAACCCUUUUCUUUUCUAGCCUAUGUGAAUGCUUCGUAAUUACCUCUGAAAUUCUUUUUACAAUACCCUCUGUUUGUAUCAGUUUAUUUGACCGGCCGUCCAUUUAUUAUAAGUGAUUUCAG